AUGUUGGAUCUUCUCAAGAACAAGCCGUUUGUGCCAGAGAACAAUGGGGAAGGAGAAAUUCACGCGAGAUACGACAAUCUAAUAGAAAAAGUCGCGGUGGGUUAUACGAUCCAAGUCACAUUUUGUGUGUUUUCUUUAUUAGGAACGACGUUGAUGGGUGAUUUUCAGUCGAAAAAAUUAAUGUUCCGCGCCUGGUUUCCUUUCGACAUCACCUCCUCGUGGUUUGCGUUUUCUAUGACGUUCCUCUAUCAGUUCGUGGGUUUAGUGAUCAUAUCCAAUGGUGUCUGUAUUUUCGACACGUUAUUCGCCGGCCUAUUGCUUCACAUAUGUUGUCAACUGGAGAUGCUGGUUUAUCGUUUGCACAAUAUCGAAGGAAAUGAAAUUCAAUCGAUAAAACACUGUGUUUGGCAUCAUAAUAAAAUAUUCAGGUUCGCCGAUAUAGUAAACCAAUUUUUUAACAAAUUAAUGUUCGUGCAAUUUGUGGAAAGCGCAAUCUCGAUAUGCUUUACCCUUUACCUACUAACAGACAUAGAAGACACUGCGCAAUUAAUAGGAUGGUCUUCGUUCAUGUUUGCCGCCAUAUUUCAAACCUUUUACUUUUGUUGGUUCGGAGAUGUAGCGAAAGUAAAGAGCCUGGAUAUUUCUAAUAUGGUAUAUAACAGCGAUUGGCCAAAUUUGAGCAACGACGCCAGGAAGAUGCUUGUGGUAAUCAUGGCACGUUCAUUGACGCCUGUUGAGAUUACAAGCGCCUAUAUUUUACCCAUGAACUUGGAAUCUUUCAAAGGUUUGAUGAAAGUUGCUUACUCGGCGUACAACAUGUUGCUGCAGAGUCAGUCAUCAGAGUAG
This is a messenger RNA of Bombus huntii, 846 nucleotides long. Its product is annotated as odorant receptor Or1-like. NCBI's taxonomy places the organism in Eukaryota, Metazoa, Arthropoda, Insecta, Hymenoptera, Apidae. Gene Ontology annotation, molecular function: olfactory receptor activity; odorant binding. The transcript is spliced from 5 exons. The coding region runs from base 1 to 846 and encodes 281 amino acids. The record is from RefSeq and is a predicted model, not a curated record. Gene Ontology annotation, biological process: sensory perception of smell; detection of chemical stimulus involved in sensory perception of smell. Gene Ontology annotation, cellular component: plasma membrane.